Messenger RNA from Chelonus insularis, 986 nucleotides. Its product is annotated as zinc finger matrin-type protein 2-like. The record is from RefSeq and is a predicted model, not a curated record. Gene Ontology annotation, cellular component: U4/U6 x U5 tri-snRNP complex; spliceosomal complex. The transcript is spliced from 3 exons. Gene Ontology annotation, molecular function: zinc ion binding; nucleic acid binding. Bases 305 to 904 code for a protein of 199 amino acids. Gene Ontology annotation, biological process: mRNA splicing, via spliceosome. Lineage: Eukaryota; Metazoa; Arthropoda; Insecta; Hymenoptera; Braconidae.
UCAUAACAUCAUUGUCCGUGGUGCGCAAAAAGUAGUUGUUUAAUUAUUCAUUUUAUUGUGUUGUAAUUUUGAAUAUUUUCUAAUAUUCGUAGUGUAUUGAUAGUGAAUUGAUCUUAAUCGAAAGCAAUUUUAUUGAUCUUUCAUGAUUAAUAGAUGAAUCCUUUGUUCUUAGUUAAAAAAAACAAAUAACUUGGUUUCAUUUUGUUUGUGGUUAGACUCUGAAGUGUAUAUAUUUACACAACAAUAAAAAAAAUAUCAAGUGUUAAAUCAACUUCAGACUUUGACAAAUCCAACUUCUAUCACAAUGACGCAAAGACCUGAUGAUCAUAGAAGAAAAUGGAAUCGAGAGGAAUACGAACGAUUAGCACUCCAAAGAUUGCAAGAAGAAAUAGCAGAGGAAGAAUUAGGCAUUCCUAAACAGCCAGCUGUGAAAAGAGAAUUGUUAAAGCAAAGAGAUUACAAAGUUGAUUUGGAAUCCAAACUUGGUAAAAGUGUUGUUAUAAAUAAAAAUACGCCUUCUUCACAAACUGGAGGAUAUUAUUGCAAUGUUUGUGACUGCGUUGUCAAAGAUUCAAUUAAUUUCUUGGACCAUAUCAAUGGAACGAAACAUCAACGUAAUUUGGGUAUGUCAAUGAAAAUAGAAAGAUCAACAUUAGACCAAGUGAAAGCUCGAUUUGCUUUGAACAAAAAAAAAUUAGAAGAAAAGAGAAAAGAUUAUGAUUUGGAGCAACGUGUCAAAGAAUUGAAAGAAGAGGAAGAAAAAAUCAAAGAAUACAGAAAAGAAAAAAGGAAAGAACGUAAGCGAAAAAUGGAAGAACUAGCUGAUGAAGAAACUGGAAGUAGCCCGUCUGAUGAAAUGGCAGCAAUAAUGGGUUUUUCUGGAUUUGGUUCUAAGAAGAGAUAAUUAUUUAUUCACUGUAGGAAAAUAAUAUUUAUUACUUUACAACAAUAGUUUACUAAUUUUAAAUUAAUGAAAGUACUAAAUC